This is a messenger RNA of Symbiodinium natans, 1008 nucleotides long. NCBI's taxonomy places the organism in Eukaryota, Dinophyceae, Suessiales, Symbiodiniaceae. The record is from the annotation of a GenBank genome assembly.
AUGGCCUGGCAUCGGGCAGUGCGGACGACGUUCCUUGCGACGCCCAUUCUGCUUUGGGCAUAUGCACCCAGCUUCGCCAUUCCAGCCUCGAGGCAAAAACCCACCAGUGUGGUCCGCGAGCAAAACGGGUUAAGCAUCAGCAUGAAAGCCCCCGGGUCAGCCUAUGAGAUGUCUGCCAAGGAGAAGGUGCUCGCCUCGAGGUUGUCAGAGUUUGGCAAAAGGGGUGAUUGGCAAGGUGCCCGUCAGCUGUAUGCAACGUACACGGACUUUUCUGUCCCAGUGCUCACUGCGGCCAUGCAGGCAGCGUAUCGUUGUGGACAGUAUCAGGAAGCUGCCAGAAUCUACAGCAAAGUGUGUGGCGCGCGCAGGGAGUUGGACGGGGUCGGCCUUCUUGUGGGGCUGAAGGUGUUCGGAAAAUUGAGAGAUUCAUCAAUGGUUGAUGCCAUAUGGGCCGAGGCAUCAGAGAGAGGUUUGGUUGACAUGCCAUUACGUGGUGCUCGCAUAGAUGCAGCCGCAUACAUGGGAGACAUUGAGGCGGCGGCCACUGUGUUAGACAGCAUGCUCACGCAGACGAUUGAUAUCGAUGUGUAUAAAUUCAACUCAGCAAUCUUUGCCUGUGCCAAUGCAGAACGACCAGGACACAACGCAGCCAUGUACCUGUUCAAGCUGUUGCUGGAACGCAAUUUAUCACCGACUGUCGUGACUUUCACCAACUUGGCUAAGGCACACGCGAGAGCAAGUCUUGAACAGAUCCAACAUGUACGCGCCACUAUGAAAAAGUAUGGCAUUCGUUCCGAUCCCAUUUUCGCUGAGUGUUAUGUGAGUGCGCUGCUGCAGGGGAAGUUUGGACACACCGCCUCCACCACCGCGGACCUUGCAGAUCUUCCUGAACGUGAAGGAAGACUGCAAGAAGCUGAGACUGCACUUCUCGAGUUCCAAGCCAACAAUGUCGAUUUGAGCGGAAUGUGUCGCGCGAUACUAAGAUACGUGCGCAAGUCAAGCUUGUGA